Molecule: messenger RNA, 1129 nt
Organism: Brassica oleracea var. oleracea
Lineage: Eukaryota; Viridiplantae; Streptophyta; Magnoliopsida; Brassicales; Brassicaceae
Product: B3 domain-containing protein At5g06250
Exons: 3
Coding region: 78-941 (287 amino acids)
Molecular function (GO): DNA binding; DNA-binding transcription factor activity
Source: RefSeq, a predicted model, not a curated record
UCUCUCUUUCACCUAACCUUCUCGUUUCUCUUACUCUCUCCCUCCCUCUUUCGCUUUAUUUCUCCCAAUACAAAAAAAUGUCAGUCAACCAUUACUCCACGGACCACCACCACAACCACACUCUCUUCUGGCAGCAACUCCACACCACCGACGCAACAGAGACCACCACCGCCACGUGGCUCAACCAAGACCAGAAAGAGUCUCUCUUCGAGAAAACUCUCACACCAAGCGACGUCGGCAAACUAAACCGCCUCGUCAUACCAAAACAGCACGCGGAGAAAUACUUCCCUCUCAACGCCAUCUCCAAUAAUGCUGACGCGUCAACGGAGAAAGGGAUGCUUCUAAGCUUCGAAGACGAGCUAGGCAAGUGCUGGAGGUUCAGGUACUCUUACUGGAACAGCAGUCAAAGCUACGUGCUGACUAAAGGAUGGAGCAGAUUCGUCAAAGACAAGCAGCUAGACCCAGGCGACGUCGUUUUCUUUCAAAGACAGCGUUCUGAUCCCCGGAGACUCUUCAUUGGCUGGCGCAGACGCGGCCAAGGCUCCUCUUCCGCCGUUGCCAAUCCGACGUCGUAUUCUAGCUCAAUGGUAGAUGCUCCUCCGUAUCUCCAAGUCCACGCCUCUAGUAACUACUCUAAUCCUCCUUCUCACUCGGAGUAUUCCCACUACGGCGCCGCCGUAGCAACAGCGUCGGAGACUCACUCCAUACCAUCGUCUUCCGCCGUCGGGAGCUCAAGGACGGUGAGACUUUUCGGUGUGAAUUUGGAGUGUCAGAUGGAUGAAGAUGACGGAGAUGAUUCUGUUGCCGCCCCGAACGCCACCGAGUGUCCUGACGGUUAUUAUGGCCAAAACAUGUACUAUUAUUACACUCCUCAUCCUCAUAACAUGAAUAUAGCUUUCACGGGGGAUACGAUGAAGCAGCUUGGAGAUAGACGAGGAUGAAAGAUCCAAAGAAGUGACAAAGAAUUUGGAAUUGACUUAAAGCUUUUAUGGGACCAGACUUUGAGCAUUCUCUAUAGUCACAGAGGCUCAUUUUCUGGAAAAAUUGUAUGCAAUUUUUAAUAAAAAUAUCUCAUUGGCUUCCGUACCCUAUGUAACUAAUUCGGAAAAUAGAAAUAUAUAUUGCUGAA